Messenger RNA from Lasiosphaeria miniovina, 1700 nucleotides. RefSeq lists its product as uncharacterized. The record is from RefSeq and is a predicted model, not a curated record. Lineage: Eukaryota; Fungi; Ascomycota; Sordariomycetes; Sordariales; Lasiosphaeriaceae. Gene Ontology annotation, biological process: poly(A)+ mRNA export from nucleus. Gene Ontology annotation, molecular function: RNA binding; double-stranded DNA binding. The transcript is spliced from 5 exons. Bases 1 to 1455 code for a protein of 484 amino acids.
AUGGACACUCUUUGCGCCAAAGUCGCUGGUGCGAGGGCCGAUGAAAACGGAUAUGAUCUCGCUCGCACUCUCUCACCCGAUUUCCCCAACGAUACGUUACGCGCAAUAUGGCAGAGUUGCAACGCUCACGAUGUCAAGAGCGUCGUGAAGCGGGACCUUUCCAAGAACGUGACGGGGAUGCAGCGGCUUUCCCAUCAAGAGCUGGCCGGCUGGGUUGAGGUGUACCACGCAUACUGGAAGGCUGUCGGUGAGCUUCUUGCCGUUCAAGUUGGUGUCCCCUUUCCCUCGUCACAGUCGUCAUGGGCCAAGGUGUUUAGCGCCUGGACGGAGUUGCUGACUGCCCUGUUGCGGGGUUACAACGCACAUGGGUUUGAGGCAUGGACGAUCCCGUGUCUUUAUGUGACAGGCAAGUAUCUGCGCACAUUCGCCAUCAAAGCCGAUGACGAGCGCAACAGCGGCAGCUUGACAGACAAUAAGGCCGCCGCCAACUUCCAAGAUGACUUCAAUCCCGAGUCAGAGCAGAACGCGACCCUGGAAGACUGUGCACGGCAACUCAACAAGAUCUUCAACAUCUGUCUGAAUGAUAGGGCACCGCUGGAUCUUUCGCGAAAAUGGGGCAUCUACUACGUGACCAACCUGCUUUUCAAGACAUACUUCAAGUUCAACUCGGCAAGCCUGUCCAAGAACGUCCUGAAGGCACUGUCUGUCGGAAGAGGCGAUAUGCCCAACCUUGCGGCCUAUCCAAAAUCGCAGCAAGUUACCUUCAAGUACUACGAGGGAGUCCUGUGCUUUUUGGAGGAGAAUUAUGUCGAAGCUGAGAAGCACUUGACCGAGGCAUGGAACAAUUGCUACAAGGACCACAUGAGGAACAAGGAAUUGAUUCUGACUUACCUCAUCCCCUGCCAUCUCCUUACCACACACACUCUGCCCAGCCAGAAACUUUUGGAGCCCUAUCCCGGAUUGCAGAAACUCUUCGGACCGCUCGCACAGUCCAUCAAGCAAGGCAAGCUCCAUGCCUUUGACCUCGCUCUCCGGGACAGCGAGGACGAAUUUGUCAAGCGCCGCAUUUACUUGACCCUAGAGCGGGGACGCGAUAUUGCGCUGCGCAACCUGCUCCGCAAGGUCUUUAUCGCAGGCGGUUUCGAGGAGUCAAAGGAAGGCGACGGCGGAAAGCCGGUUCGGCGCACCCGAAUACCUAUUGCCGAAUUUACCGCCGCAAUCAGCCUCGGCAGCCAGGAGACCCUUGACGAUGACGAAGUCGAGUGUCUCCUAGCCAACAUGAUUUACAAAGUGAGUCAACACAUAAUCUCCUAUCUUUGUUUCGUAUUCCCCACCCAGACAAAAGGACGCAGAAGGCAAAUGCUGCCUCUCCUGCCGCCCAGGUCAGAGCAGCGGGUCUAUUGUCAUCCAAAGUAUGAGCGAGGUCCGCCGCGGAGUUCACCAGUUGUGUCUUGACAAAUCAUCUCAAUGGUUGCGAAUUUCGCCAUGGAAAAACUUUGAAGGGUUGGCCAGCUCGAAGUUGAGAUGCCCCCUCGCUGCCUGGGGUGUCGAGGCAUCAUCCUGAGCUUCGGGCCAGUUCUUUAAUUGGCGGAAAAGAACCUGCGACUAUCCCGCCCCCUCUAAAAUGGCUCGCAAUGACUCAUUAUGCUGACCGACCAAACACAGGGUCUCAUGAAAGGCUACAUCGCACGCGACAGAGG